AUGCCUGCAGAACAUCGCUCGUCUGCCUUGUGUCUACAAGAACAACACGAGGCGUGGAUGACAUGCAAACUUUUUGAAUGCUUCCUGCGUUACCUUGACGGACGACUCGGAUGCAAGGGGCGCAGCAGUGACCUGCUGUUUUUGGACAACUGUGCUACCCAUCCGAAGGACACGUCGUUCCUUCGCAACCUUCGUGUGGUGUUUCUACCAGCAAACACGACAAGCCACCUGCAGCCUCUUGACACUGGUAUUAUCAAGAAUGCCAAACAUUUGUACCGCAAGUGCAUUGUACGACGCUUUCUUGCUCGCGUGUCACAUGGCCAAGACCCCGGGAAAAUAUCAUUUCUCGACGCGAUGCACUACUUCAACACUUCUUGGCAGAGUGUGAAGCGUGAAACAGUUAAUAACUGCUUCAAGAAGUGCGGCUUUCGGCGUCAGCCUGCAGCCAAGGAUAUGGGGUGCAGCGAGGACGACCCCGUGGCGUGCGACUUCGAGUUGGUUGAGGAAUUCCUGUCUACUGGUGCCGAUGUGCCCUUCGCCGAGUUCGUCGCGAUUGACAACGAUGUGCCGACUUGCGAGCCACAAAGUGUCGCCGAGAUCGUAGCGGAGGUAUUAGGGGACGACGCAGCAGAGGUGGUGGCGGACGAGGCGCCUGAAGACGAUUGCAUGGGGGAAGCCUAA
Dermacentor silvarum is the source of this 681-nucleotide messenger RNA. RefSeq names its product tigger transposable element-derived protein 6-like. The record is from RefSeq and is a predicted model, not a curated record. The transcript is spliced from 2 exons. Gene Ontology annotation, molecular function: nucleic acid binding. The coding region runs from base 1 to 681 and encodes 226 amino acids. NCBI's taxonomy places the organism in Eukaryota, Metazoa, Arthropoda, Arachnida, Ixodida, Ixodidae.